AUGGGUUCCUCAGCCGACUUCGAUACCGCUACCAAACUUUUCCUAAACUGGUUCAACUCACACCCAGGCACGACUUUUCAUCCAUCUCUAGAAAUUGUCGACCUCAGAGAACGUGGAGCAGGCCGAGGCAUAAUAGCUAAGGCUGACAUUCCUCCAGACACAGAUCUCUUCACCAUACCUAGAAGCUGUAUCAUCAGUAAGGACACCUCAGAGCUUGCCAGGAAACUUCCUGAACUAUUUGAUGUGCAGAAGGACGCGAGUCAGCUGGAUAACAGCAACAGCGCAGACGGCGAGGAUUCAGAUGAGCUUGGUUCCGAAUUACCAACCUCCUGGUUAAACCUCAUCCUUACUCUUCUCUACGAGUCUUUCCACCAGAGGACCUCGAAAUGGUCGUCGUACUUCGACGUGCUGCCACGAGAGCCAUCUUCUUUCGACACGCUCAUGUUCUGGAGAGAAGAGGAACUAAGCCAACUGCAAGCGUCCGCAAUGCGAUCGAAGAUAGGCAAGGACUCCGCAAAUCGAAUGUUCCAGGAGCGAAUGAUACCGUUCGUCAAUAAGCAUACCGAUAUAUUCUACCCAGCCAACACUACUCACCUAACUGACGACGAACUACUAGAAAAAUGUCACGUUAUCGGCUCGUUAAUCAUGUCCUAUGCCUUCGACCUUCAACCAGACGAUGACGACGAAGACAACCAAGAGAACGAGGAUGGAUGGAUAGAAGACCGAUCUAAACCCUCGACAAUGGGCAUGGUACCCAUGGCCGAUAUGCUCAACGCCGAUGCAGAAUUCAACGCUCACUUAUCCCACGGCGAGGAAAAUCUAACCAUGACCUCGAUACGAGAGAUAAAAGCUGGUGAAGAGGUCUUAAACUACUACGGACCACUCCCCAAUGGAGAACUAUUACGACGCUACGGCUACACGAGCCCAAAACACACUAGGUACGAUGUCGUCGAGAUCAGCUGGGAUCAAGUCAAAACUGUAAUUAGCGAGACACUGCACAUACCUAACGACCCGGCAGCAACAGCAGCAGACACCCUCAACAAAACCAUAUCACAACUCACGGAAACCGAAGACUACGAAACACUCGACCUCGAAAACGGCUUUCUCCUAGACCGCGAAGCAGGCGACCCAGACGAAUACGGCCUUUGCACCACCGAAGCCAGAUUCACCGCCUUUCCAGAAGAACUCGUCAGCAUAAUUAGCGAGCUCGUCACAAGACUAGAAAGUGGCGAGAUGAGGAAGAAGAGGCUGACGGGGGAGGAAGAUAAGAAGCGGUUUGUUAAGAAUAGGACUUUGACUGUGUUAGAGGCGAUUGUAAGGAAGCGCAUGGCGGAAUAUGAGACUAGUGUGGACGUGGAUGACGGGCUGUUGUUGAGGGAGGCGAGUGACGGUGGUGUUGGGCGGAGGCUUAGGAUGGCGUUGAAUGUAAGGGUAGGUGAGAAGAGAUUGCUUCGAGAGGCUUUGGAUUGGACGGAGGCGAUGCUGGAGAAAUAUAAAGAGGCUCAGCAGCAGGGUAGCGCUGCUCAAGUGAAUGGACAGCCGCCGAGGAAGAAGCAGAGGAAAGAUAAUAGGUGA
Messenger RNA from Lithohypha guttulata, 1575 nucleotides. RefSeq names its product Ribosomal lysine N-methyltransferase 4 (gene RMS1). Gene Ontology annotation, molecular function: protein-lysine N-methyltransferase activity; protein binding. The record is from RefSeq and is a predicted model, not a curated record. NCBI's taxonomy places the organism in Eukaryota, Fungi, Ascomycota, Eurotiomycetes, Chaetothyriales, Trichomeriaceae. The transcript has a single exon. Gene Ontology annotation, biological process: peptidyl-lysine monomethylation. Gene Ontology annotation, cellular component: nucleus. The coding region runs from base 1 to 1575 and encodes 524 amino acids.